This is a messenger RNA of Austrofundulus limnaeus, 6503 nucleotides long. RefSeq names its product stabilin 1 (gene stab1). Gene Ontology annotation, biological process: cell adhesion. Gene Ontology annotation, molecular function: hyaluronic acid binding. NCBI's taxonomy places the organism in Eukaryota, Metazoa, Chordata, Actinopteri, Cyprinodontiformes, Rivulidae. The record is from RefSeq and is a predicted model, not a curated record.
CCGCAGUCUGAGCUCCUUUCAGCUGACUCAGCAGAACUCCAGACACGACUUCGAGGAGCUCAACGUCUCUGAGGCGACGAGUUUUCAGAACGGUUCCAGAUGUUCCUGCAGUUAGAACCGAGCGGACGGUCCGGUCAGCGGUGAGGAUCCAGCAGCAGCAGCAGCAGGAGGAGGUUCCUCUCUGCCCUCCUCCUGCUCAGAGGGGAGCAGGAACAGAGAGCUGCAGAGGAAGCUGCUGUAAUUUGUUGCUCAUUUACUCCCAUCAUGCUCAGGGGGCGUAAAGAAUCCAGCUGAUAAGACUAUAAAAGCCUGGAUCCACCCUGCUGACCGCUCUGACUGGAAAACUUGGAGUUUUUGGAGUUUUUGCCAGAAGGAGCAGGUUACUUUCAGUUCUCUGACACUUGCUCCUGCAGGAGAACGUCUUUGUUGGGAGUUUCUGCUGCAGGGAGGAUGUUGUUUUCUGUCUUUACUCCUGAGGACCGGAGCCGUUAGGUGUUGGACUUCUCCCCUCUGGAGCCAUGGUUCUGGUUCUGGUUCUGGUUCUGCUGCUGAGUCUCUGCAGACAAAGUUCAGGACAACAGCAGACUCCUGCUCCUGGUCGCUGUGACCUCCCUCAGAGACUGGACCUUCACACAGACUGCACCUCCUGCGCCGCCGCCCUCACCUCCAGCUGCCCCCAGGGUUUCACCAAGGUCGGCUCCGUCAACUGCAGCCUGUCCCAGCUGGUCAGGGAGAACCUGUAACUUUAACGGAGUCUGUGUCGAUGGAGACGUUGGUAACGGCACCUGCGUCUGUAAUGAGGGUUUUUCGGGUUUCGCCUGCCAUGAGUGUAAAAAUCCAGACGUUUUUGGAAAGAACUGUGAUAAAGUGUGUGACUGUGUGAAUGGAGUGUGUAACAAAGGUCCAGAUGGUGAUGGACAGUGUUUGUGUCAGCCACCGUACACCGGGAAGCGCUGCGACCAAGUGAGCAGCAGGUGCAGCAGCUGCAGCUCCUACUCGUACUGCAGAGGAGACAGAGACAACGCCGAAUGUGAAUGUUUGCCUGGAUACAGGAGGAUGACUCAGAACAAAUGUUCAAUUUGCAGACAAGACGAUCGGGGAGAUUCUGACCAAAGAUGAAAAAUUCAACCGUUUCCUGUCUUUGGUUGAUAACUGCGGGUCUCCUCCUCCUCUUCGUGGACCAGGACCCCUCACCGUGUUUGUCCCCACUAACGAGGCGGUGGAUCGGGCCCGAGACGGCAGCAUCCUGUACAUGCUGAACGAUGCCAAACAUAAACUUCAGGAGCUACUCAGACAUCAUGUUUUCUCCCAGGCUGUGCUGACAGUCGACGAGUUGGCUGCUCUUCCUGGCAUUCGGACGAUGGCCAAUCAGUUGGUCUCUAUCUCUGCGUCAGAAGACGGGGAGCUCCAGCUGGACAAGAAGGGCAUUCGACUGGCGAGCAGCAACAUCGUGGCGUCCAACGGGAUCAUCCACAUGAUUGACGGGCUGCUGUACCCGCCCUCCAUCCUGCCCAUCCUGCCCCACCGCUGUGACAUCACCGAGAGUAAAAUCACUGUGGGUCCGUGUGUUCACUGCAGCUUCCUGUCUGAGACUCAGUGUCCUGAAGGCAGCGUGGAAAUGGCGAAGUGUGAGCAGAAGCAGGGCGGGCUUCACACCUGCACCUGUCCUGACGGCUACGCAGGAGACGGGAAGAUCUGCUUCGGAUCUUUACUGGAUGAGCUGGACAUGAACAUAAAGAUGUACAGUUUCUUCAAACUGAUCCAGAAGUUCAGCCACGCCUCCGAGGAUCUGAGCGGGAACCUCACAGUCCUGGUUCCGUCUCGAGAUGUCCUGAAGAACAUGAGCGCCGAUGAGAACUCGUUCUGGACCAGCCGACACCGCCUGCCUCACUUCCUGCGGGCUCACAUCUUGGUGGGGGUCUACUCUGUGGAGGAUCUGGACCGUCUGGUGGGGAGCAGGCUGCCCACUCUGAACCCGUCCACUCAGUGGGAGAUCAGGAACAUCAGUGGGAUAAUCCAUAUUGGAAAUGCUGCCAUCAUUGUUCACAACCUGCCUGCACGCAACGGUUACCUCCACAUCGUAAACCAGGUCAUGACCCCGCCCCUCUCCAGUCUCCCACCUGAACCCCCGACGCUGAUGGCUUUCCUGAACUCAUCCUCCAGCUUCUCCCUCUUCGGGCGAUACGCUCUGGUGUACAACCUGUCAGGUGAGCUGGAGGAUCUGGAGUUUACCCUCCUGCUGCCGACAGACGAGGCCGUCAGGCAGCACCUCAGCAGGACGAACUCAUCGGUGCUGGACUCGGAUACGUUCCGGUACCACGUGAUUCCCAAAGAGAUGCUCUUCCCGGACCAGCUGCACGACGGUUUGGUAAAGAGCACUCUGCUGGGCGCCGACUACCAGGUCCAGUUCCACCUGAACAACAAAAACCAGACGGUCGUGAACAACGUUCUUCUGAACAGCAGUUUCACUGAAACACAGAACGGCAUCAUCAUGGUGCUCCCGCAGGUGCUCACAGUGCAACGCAACAGAUGCAGCAAAGACGUCUUCCUGCAAGUCAAAGGAAGGUGUUCAGAUUGUGAAGGACCUCCUCGCUGCCUCUUCAGCUACUCUCCAAUCAGAGAGACGUUUCCUGCCAACAUGAAGCCCAACUGUGUGUACAGGAAGCGGGUCAUGUCCAGGAGGAAGUCUGUGCCGGGCUGUGUCAUUCAGUGUCUCCGACAGACCACGGACCACUCCUGCUGCCCCGGUUUCUACGGCCACGAGUGCUUCAAGUGCCCCGGAGACGCCGGCAGCCGUUGCUCCGGCCACGGGGAGUGUCAGGACGGUAACCACGGCAACGGAGAGUGCCGCUGCUACGAGGGUUUCCACGGCACCGCCUGCGAGGACUGUGAGCCGGGCCGCUACGGAGUCAACUGCUCCUCCAAGUGCGCGUGCGAUCACGGGAAGUGCAGCGAUGGCCUGACAGGAACUGGCAGGUGUACGUGUUACAAAGGUUGGAAAGGAGCUUCCUGCUCUACAGAAAUCAAGGAUGACGCCUGUGGAGGUGUAUGUGAUGAGAACGCCAACUGUGUAACAGGUCCACAGGGAUCAGCUGCUGCCUGUUCCUGUGUCGCUGGAUACGAGGGAAACGGAACCUUCUGCAAAGAGGUGGAUCUGUGCAGCAGGUCGAACGGCGGCUGCUCCAAGUUUGCUGUCUGCACGAAGGUCUCAGGCGGAGAGAGGACCUGCGCCUGUAAUCAGGGCUACACUGGAGACGGAGUCGUCUGCCUGGAAAUCGAUGGCUGUCUGGUCAACAACGGGGGCUGCCACAAAUCAGCCGAAUGCAUCAGAACUGGGCCGAAUACUACCGCCUGCAGCUGCCGGUCGGGCUUUCAAGGGUCAGGAAAGUUCUGUUAUCCCGUCAACCCCUGCAGAACCAACAACGGCGGCUGCAGUAAAUUCGCCAGGUGUGAGUACAUGGGUCUGGGUCAGAGGAACUGCACCUGCUUCAGAGGCCACGUGGGCGACGGCUUCGACUGCAGAGGAAGCACCACCAACGAGCUGUACCGUCAGCCGGAGAACGCCUUCUUUCGGCUGAUGUUAUCUAAAACAGAGUCUCCUGCUCUUUAUGGCGACGGACCGUACACUGUCUUCGUACCUCUGGAGAAAUCCAACAAUCAGUCCACUGUGGACGAGUGGAAGAGGGCGGGUCAUAUAGAGCACCUGGUGCGUUACCACGUAGUUUCCUGUGAGGUUCUGACCUUAAGUGACCUCAAAACCACCAAACGUGCCCUCUCUGUGUCAGGAUACCCUCUGGACUUCAGCGUGCAGCAGGGUUCAGUGUGGAUCAACAACGUGUCGAGGAUCGUGAAGAGCGAUUACCAGACCAGUAAUGGAGUUAUUCACCACAUCGACACGCUGCUGACGCCCUACAAGCUGGAGGAAAAACCACAGCUGGAGUUUAAAACGAUGAACUUCAGCUCAGCGGCCAUGCUGUACGGUUACACCCGCUUCUAUAAACUCAUUGAGGAUGCAGGUUUACUCCCAGUGCUCCAGAUGUCCAUCCACCAGCCGUUCACCGUCUUCUGGCCCACCGACACGGCCCUGGCCUCCCUGCCGGCCGAACGGCAGCGCUGGCUCUCCAGCCCCGACCACCAGGACCAGCUCGCCGCUACCGUCAAAGCUCACAUCGUCCGCAACGCCAAACUGACGGGGAUCGGCCAGCCCACUAAAUCCACCUGGUAUCGGACCAUGCACGGAUCCACCAUCACGUUCAGCUGCGACAAAGCGCUGGUGGGAGACGUGUUGAUUAAUGAAGAUGCAGCCAGGCUUGUGGAGCGCUUCAUGCCCUUCAAGGAGGGCCUGGGCUUCGGCAUCGACCAGCUGCUGGAGCCGCCCGGACUGGGAGCCUUCUGCGACAGCGUUGAGAACAAAACCACCUUCGGACGCUGUGGAAACUGUUUUGUUCCUCCGCCCUGCGCCAUCAGACAGAUCGACACGGGGAGGAAAACUCCUUGUCUCAGGCGUAACUCCAGGUACAGACCCAGAUAUACCAGCUGGGGCAUCCCGGACGAUCGCUUCAGUGUGAUGGGCUGCAUGAGAGUCUGUCAGUAUUCUUCCUGGGUUCAGAAGUGCUGCAAAAACCACUACGGCAGGGACUGCCAAGUGUGUCCGGGGGGCGUUGAGGACCCCUGCGGCAGCCACGGAGACUGUGACGACGGCGUUACCGGAUCAGGACUCUGCAGGUGCCACAAAGGAUUCAAAGGGAAAUCCUGCGAACUCUGCGUGAGCGGAUACUACGGGGCCAACUGCACAGCCUGCAGCUGUGGGAUGGGAAGCUGUGACGAUGGCGUGGACGGCACCGGUCGGUGUGUCUGUAAGCCGGGCUGGGAAGGGGAUGGCUGCCAGAACAAGAUCGGCUCGGUCCCACCGGAGUGCCGGCAGUGCCACGCUCAGGCCAUGUGUGUGUCACGGGUCGGCUGUUUGUGUAAACCUGGGUUCGAGGGCAACGGGACUUUCUGCAGCCCGGCACCGCCUCCUGAUCUCUGCUCCGAGUACAACGGCGGCUGUCACCUGAACGCAGACUGCAACCAGACAGGGCUGCUGGUCAACUGCACCUGUCGCAGCGGGUACCGCGGCGACGGCUUCUCCUGCGAGCCCAUCAACAGGUGUGUUGAAGAGCAGAACGGCGGCUGCAGCGACUUCGCCUCCUGCAAGUUCACCGGUCCGAACGAGCGUGAGUGUGAGUGCCUGCUGGGGUACGUGGGAAACGGAGUCCAGUGUCUGGAGAAGGUGGUGCCCCCCGUGGACCGCUGCCUGCUAGACAACGGAGGCUGCGACCCCGUGGCCACCUGCAAGGACCUCCAUUUCCACGCCAACACAGCCGGAGUGUUCCACCUGCGCUCACAGGAGGGGAGGUACAAGAUGAACUUCAGUCAGGCCGGCGCCGCCUGCCAGGAUGAGGGCGCCAUGCUGGCUACCUUCAAACAGAUGGGCGACGCCCAGCAGCUCGGGAUGCACCUGUGUGUCGCCGGCUGGAUGGAGGGCGGGAAGGUGGGCUAUCCGACCCGCUUCCCCUCAGCCAGGUGUGGAGAAAACCACGUGGGCCUGGUGAUGUACAAAGAACCUGUGGACCAGAGCAGCGAGUACGACGCCUACUGCUACAGGCUCAGAGAUGUCUCCUGCGUGUGCUCUGAUGGUUACGUUGGAAACGGGGACUUCUGUAACGGCGUCCUGACCAAUGUUCUUGCAACAAACAGCAACUUCUCCAUCUUUUACAAAUUGCUGUUGGACCACAGCGGCUCGGAGGAGGGUCGACGGCUCGUUGAAGUUUUGUCUUACAGGAAGUCUGAAGUCACGCUGUUCGUUCCUCAUAACUCUGGGUUUCCACAGAACCAGACUCUGUCUGUGAGAGAUCUGCAGUACCACGUCUCAGCCAAUCACAGCAGGCGACCCUUCAAGGACCUGAGACAUCAGGAAGUCAUCGUGUCACUGCUCGGAUUCAACCUGACCGUGACCCACAGCAAGAACCAGAGCUGUAAGCUGGUGAACCAGCAGCUGCUGCUGGACUGGGACAUCCCCGCCGUCAACGGGAUCAUCCACGUCAUCGAGGCGCCGCUGAGAGCCCCCGCCCCCCCGGUGAACCACGGCGACAACAGAGUCUCCACCCACGCCGCCGGUGCAGUGUCGGCCAUAUUGGUGGUUGUGUUGGCGUGUCUGUUGGCUGUAGGCGGGUACUACGUCUUCAGACACAAGAUGGACGCCUUCCGCUUCCACUAUUUCAAAAACGAGGACGAAGACGCUGCGACAGGAAGUACCAACAAACCCACGCUGGUUUCCAUCCCCAACCCGCUGUACAGCGGCUCCAGAGCCUUCGCCGAGCCAUUCGAGGACACGUGUCAGGAAGCAGAACCCAAAGAACCACCAAACCUCCUGGAACUGGACCAGUAGCACCAGAGGACUGAUGUGGUUUUGUCACAGAACACAGAACCUGCAGAUUAAUAAAGAUCAUGAACAAAAUGUC